CAAUGAUUCCUCCGAACAUUCACACAUUACCUAAUAGAGCUAAUGAUAUGCUUACCUUUAUAAAAAUUGCAUUAAAAAAGGACGAUCAUGAGCUAUGUACGCAUAAAAAAGAAAUGGCUCUUACCCUUCUGAAAUCCAAAAAUCUUGGAAGAUGCUUAAUACGGUUCCGGUUCCUAAUGCCCAAUACGUUCAGGAUUCGAAUUUCUUAACAUUGUUAUAGAGCUGGAACGUAGUGGACUAAAAAUGGAUUAAGAUAACAUUAAAAAAAGACAAGUUGGCCACUGAGUGGAGGAGCUUCCCAAGGGAUACCCUCUAUUUAAUAUUUAGACCCUCAUCAUAAGAGACAAUCUUUUCAGCCCCAAAUGGUGUACUAUCUUUCACUUUUGUAUACCUUAAUCAAUAAAAAAACAAAAAAAUUUAGGGCAGACGGGAGGAAGGUAAUUGGGUUGGUAAAGGAAGGGGGAAGGGGGGGGGGUUAUUACGGAUGUGAAAAUUGUUUUGAAAAAAGGGG
Meloidogyne enterolobii is the source of this 511-nucleotide messenger RNA. The record is from the annotation of a GenBank genome assembly. Lineage: Eukaryota; Metazoa; Nematoda; Chromadorea; Rhabditida; Meloidogynidae.